Messenger RNA from Calypte anna (Anna's hummingbird), 7866 nucleotides. It is a transcript of the gene CNTRL, whose product is annotated as centriolin. The record is from RefSeq and is a predicted model, not a curated record. Gene Ontology annotation, molecular function: protein binding. NCBI's taxonomy places the organism in Eukaryota, Metazoa, Chordata, Aves, Apodiformes, Trochilidae. The coding region runs from base 288 to 7343 and encodes 2351 amino acids. The transcript has 45 exons.
AACGGCGUUACCAUGUCAACGCAGCAUGAAGAAGCUCCUUAAAGUAGGUUACCGCUCUCUCGGCAUCAUCCGCCCCCUCCCCUGACACUUCCCGUCUCCUCUCCUUGGCCCCGAAUGUUUUUGUCUCUCUCAAGAAUUGGAGCGAGGUGAGCGGAGCCUUGUCUGGGUCUUUUUAAAGAUCCAGGAAAAAACAACCAAACAACAACAACAAAACAAAACAAAAUUUAAUGAAGAACAUCUUCUCAAGACGCAAGAUAUUGGUCAUGUGAUAUUCUGCACUUUUGGCAAUGAAGAAGGGCUCUGUAAGAAAAGCAUUAUGUAGAAAAUCCCAGAUGUCAGCUUCUCCACCAUCCAGUCCAAUGUCCCCUGGCAGUACCAGUACCAGAUCACCAUCUCCUCUUGGCCAGCAGACAUCUCCAUCUGCUUGCAAAACCACAGGGCAGAGGAACCAACAACUUGAUGGUACUGCAGAAAACACAGAAGCUGCUGUUGAGUAUGAAAAUGGUGUUCGUCCAGGAGUUAGGUACAUUACUGAACCCCUUAUAAAAGGGCUGUCAAAACAGGAAAAUUUGGAAUUUAUAAGCACACUUAAUCUUUCUUCCACAAAGGAUGGGAAAAAGAAAUUUAAGUAUAUAGAAAACUUGGAAAAGUGCCCUAAACUAGAGAGCCUAAAUCUUAGUAACAACCAAAUAGAGAAGAUUGAGAAGUUGGAUAAACUGAUGAAGCUGCGAGAACUGAAUUUGUCUUGCAACAGAAUUAGAAAAAUUGAGGGUAUAGAACACAUGCAGAACCUACAGAAGCUGAACCUUUCAGGGAAUGAGAUUGAGCAUAUUCCUGUGUGGGUGGGGAAGAAACUGAGAUCCCUGCGCAUCCUUAAUUUGAAACAGAAUAAAAUCUCAUCACUCCAUGAUAUAGCUAAACUAAAGCCUCUGCAAGACCUGAGCUCUCUGUUUCUUGCUGAUAAUCCAGUUGUAACUCUGCCUCACUACCGCUUGUACACCAUAUUCCACCUGAGAGCACUGGAGAACCUGGAUGGACAGCCAGUGACAAAUCAUGACAGGCAGGAAGCUCUAGAGAGGUUUAAUUUAGAAGAGAUAGAAAAAUUAGAAAGAGAGUUGGAAAACACAGUGAAGGAGAUGGAGAACCUUAAACUUAAGCAGUCCAAAGUACUUGAGCAGCUUCGCCAUCAAGAGGAGGUCAACAAAUCAUUAAAAGAAAAGACUUUGCAACAGAAACAAAGUUAUGGAGACCUACAAAGGGACCUGGACACCAAAAAUGAAUUGCUGAUGUGUUGGUUUGUUACAGUUCCCUUUCCACAGAGCCUUUAUUCCUCACUGAAGUUAAAGAGGAAGACAAUGGAGCUGACCCGAGCUUGCCAGAAGCAAUAUGAACUGGAGCAGGAAUUGGCCUUUUACAAGAUUGAUGCCAAAUUUGAGCCAUUAAAUUAUUUUCCAUCAGAGGAUGUUGAGCUGGAUGAUGUGCCUGGUGAAAGCCCAUACAUUGGCAAGGCCAGAUAUAAGAGAAAUAUGUUCAUAAGAGAAGGCUACAUUGCCAACAAAGCUCAGCACAUGGAGUUUGGAAAAGUGCAACUAGAUGAAAAUGAUUUCUCUAGGAAACCCCAGCUCCAAACUCUAGAUGAACGACUAGAGGAUAAAGAAAAAAAGAUUAAUUCAGCACAAAGAAGAUUAGAGGAACUUCAAAGUGCAAUAGGAAAUGCAGAGCAACAAGUUUUGAAAGUAACAGAGGAACUGCAACAACUGGAGGAUGCUCUGGCUCAGAAAAAAAUAUCCCAGGCCAACAAGGAAAGUCUUGAGCAGCAGUUGAGUGAAAAGAUAAAACUCUUGCACCAGCUCCGCAAGGAAGCUCUGGAUCUGGAAAAACAGCUGGAGAAACAGAAAAGAGAAAUAGGGAAAAAGCAGAAAGAGCUUGAAGACUUGCAGAGUUCUCUUGCUUCUGUAAAUCCUGAAGAUCCAAGACAUGCUCACAUGAAAGCUCAAAAAGCAAGUAAAGAGCAGCAGUUUGAGGUAAUGAGCAAACAGUACAAACAGCUUGAGAGUCGCCUGGAUGAGAUGCUCUCCAGGAUUGCCAAGGAAACUGAGGAAAUCAAGGACUUGGAGCAACAGCUCACUGAUGGUCAAAUAGCAACAAAUGAAGCACUGAAAAGGGAUUUGGAAAGUAUUAUAAUGGGAUUACAGGAAUACCUGGAAAGUGUUAAAUGUCAGGCAAAACAAGCUAGUGAUGAAUGUAAGGAGUUGAGGAAGGAUAAAGAAUCUCUGCUGCAAAGAUUGGCAGAUCUAGAGAAGGAAAGAAACAACCUGGAAAUAGUUGCCAUGGAUGCAGAGAAUAUGAAAAAAGAAAUUGCAGUGCUGCAGAGUGCACUCCAGGAGCAGCAAGAAAUGAAUGAAUCCCUUCAAGAUGCACAAGGGGACAUCAGGGCAUAUGAGGCUGAACUGGAAGCCCAGCUGAGAGACAGAGACACUGAAGCCAAGCAGCAAAAAGAAGAAUUGGAAAGGCUGAAACACCUUAGCCAAAUGGAAUUGUCAGCCCUGCAAGCUGAACUCGAAAAAGAAAGGCAAGCAUUAGAGAAUGCUCUGACCAAAGCACAACUAGCAGAAGAAAAGGAGCAACAAAAUUACAAGCUUCUUUCUCAGUUUAAACAAUUGCAGGGAGACAAUAAUCUCCUAAAACAACAGCUUAAAGAUCUCCAGAAUCAGCUAAACCACGUGGUUGGUAACUUAAUUCAUCCUGAGGAAGUCUUAGCUCGUAUAAAUGAACUCAAGCAAAAACUUCAGACAGGAGCUGGAGAGAUUAAAUGUCAGAAUUCAGCUGAUGUUUUAGGGAAAAGCCUUGGAAAUCUGCAGAGAGAACUGAAUGACAUCCUUGCUGGUGCUCAGAGGGAUAAAGAAAAAGCAUGGGCUAAACAGAGACAACUGCAGGAAGAAAUGGCAUCCCAGCAGGAAAAACUGGAAGCAGUACAGGAGAAAUACAGACAGGUUAAAGCUGAAAACAGGCAGAACAAGAACAAGGUCCAUCAGUUAGAGAAUGAAAUUCAGCAUUUACGUGAAAAAAUCAAGAGCAUGGAAGAAAUUCAGGGCCUUGCUGACCAACAGCUCCAAGAGGCAGAUGAAGAGAAGGAAACUAUUCUUGCUCAACUGGAAGAUUUGGAGAAAAGGAAAAAAACAGAAGAUGCCAGGGCACAAAUGCAAUUUGUCAGUCUAGAUAAAGAACUAAAGGAAUUAAAAAGAGCAGUUAUUACUUCAGAUAAACUGGCAGCCACAGAGCUCUCCAUUGCUAAAAAUCAGCUGAAGGCUCUUCAUGGGACUGUGCUCAGAAUCAAUCAGGAGAGAGCUGAGGAGAUUGAGGAAGCUGAAGAGUUCUGUGCUGAGGCAGCUCGUGCAGCCCAGGAUCUUGCCAAAGCAGAAGCAGAAAUAGAAUUGUUACAACAGCUCCUCAAAGAGAAGGAAGAACAACUUCAGCAUGAAAUGGAGAAAGCUGGGGAGAAGACACUUUCAUCAAGUACUCUGAAGCUUGAAAUUGGGAAACUGCAUGAAGCUGUGGAGCAUCAGAGAGCAGAACUUGAACGUUUAAGGUGGCUGCUGGACAACACUGGGCCAGAUAACAAAGAUGAAAUUGACAACUUACAAGAUGAAAUUGCAGCACUCAGAAAUGUGCUUUCCCACCAGAAUGAUUACAUCACCAGCAUAGCAGAUCCACUGAGAAGAAGGGGAUACUGGUAUUACAUGCCAUCAUCACAGGCUUCAACUCCUGCUUCCCAGAGCACAAAAGAUUCUGGAGUUUGUUUACAGUGUUCUGGGCCAUCCCCACACAGGAGAGGGUGUGGUCAGGACAGGCAGGGCAGGAAGGAAGACUUGCCCAAUCCAGGAGGAUGUUGGGUUUAUUCACCACUCAGAAAUAGGUUGUACAAAGCCAAUUCUGGUAAAGACAAAAGAGCAAAAGAAGAUAGUCAAGGAAAUGAAGAAACUCAUGUUCCCACAGACCCUCCCUUUGUGCCCCCCCCAGGCACAGUGAUUUACACAGUCCUCCCAGAUGGUGCCCCUGUGCCCCAGGGAAUGGUGAUUUAUGGCCCCCCUCCUGCAGCAGGAAAUGGAGGUUCCAUUGCUCCUGGAUCUGUCAUCUAUGGCCCCCCUCCUCUGGGAACCCAGGUUGUUUAUGGCCCUCUUCCUCCACACUUCACCGUCCCACUCAUCCCUCUUGGAAUGCUUCACUGCAAUGUGCCUGAACAUCAUGAUUUGGAGAGUCAAGUGUCCAGGCUGGAAGACACAGUGUGUUAUCUGAAGUCUCGGAAAUACAAAGAUAAAUGGUCAGAGGCAGCAGAGCAGAAAUGGCAAAAGGAAGUGGAAAAAUUGCAUCAAAAUAUUGAGGGACUUCUGCACGAGAGAGAAGAGUUGGAGAAUGAAUUAGCAGAGCUACAGAGAGCAGCUCAAAAGCAUAAACGUAGGGGCUUUAUUGAAGGAUACACUGACAACCUUAUAGCAGAACUGCAGUUAGAAAAAUCUCUUAAGCAUCAUGAAGAUAUUGCAGAUGAAAUUGAAUGUAUAGAGAAGACCCUUCUGAAGCGACGAGCAGAGCUCAGAGCAGCAGAUCAGCUGCUGGCAGAAGCUGAGGUGGAACUGGAGAGCACACGGGGGAAAACUAAAGACACCAUCCAAAAGUACAAUCAUGCCAAACAGCAUUUGUCCCGUGCUGAAACUGAGGCAAAGGAGCUGGAGCAAAGGGCUCAGGAAAUGGCCAUUAAGGUUGUGAAAGCAGAUCAGCAAUUCAGGUUAUUACAGGCAGAUACAAGGGAUUUGGAACAGCAGAAGAGGGAACAAGAAGGUGUUCUGAAGGAAAUCAACAAAAUGGUGGCUGCAAGAGACUCCGAGUUCCAAUCAUUAAACCAAAAGAUGGAAAUGCUGACUGAAAGUCUUCAGAAGCUUCAAGGAGAUGUUAAAGUUGCAGAAGGCAAUGAAGAACAUCACCUCCAAAUCCUUAGAGAAGCUGAAAACCUUCUUCAAGGCAAGAAAACUGAACUGGAAAGAUUAAAAGAUGAGGUUACUGCUCAGCAACAAGAGCUCUUGUUUCUGGAGAAACAAUUAAAUCAAAGGAAGGAAGAGCUCCAAGUUCUUCAAGAGUCUAUUUCUCAAAAGAAAGGGGACCUCAGAGAAGUACUUCGAGAUGGAGAGAGUGAAGCAAAUGAAAAACUAUGCCAAAUAAGAGAAAUAAAACUACUUCUGGAAGAGCUUAAUGUUGAGAGGAAAGAACUGGAAGUCCAGAUUAAUGAGAGAAGAGCACAGCUUUUGUUCAUAAAGAAGGAUAUUGGAAAAGAGGAGGAAAAUCUUCAAGGAAUACUUGGACAAAUUACCAGGCAUAAGACAGAAUUGAAACAUGUUCUGGAAAUGCUGGAGCUUGAAAAUAAUGAACUUCAAGGUUUGAAACUACAACAUGACCACAAAAUCAAUGAGCUAGAAAAGGCUCAGGUUGCAGUUCUAGAAGAGAAGUUAAAGCUGGAGAAUAUUCAGAGAUUAUUUCAGUGUCAGCAAGGGGAAGUAGAUUGGCAGGAACAACUACUUGAGAAAGACCGACAGAAGAACCAACAUCUGGUUUCUCAAAUGCACACUCUGCAAAACACCAUUGAGUCUCUGAAUAAGGAAAAAGAAAAGCUUGAAGAAAACUGUCAGGCUUUGGAAAAGAAGUUGUCACAAACUAGAAGAGAUUUAACAGCUACUGAAGAUACCAGCAGAACUGUGUUGUCCAAUGUAGAAAAAAUGGAACUGGAUGUUAAAAACCUGAAGCAGGAAGUAGACCUACUGAACAACCAUAAAAGAUCACUGAAUGGAGACAUUAUUGUUGUACAAAAGGACCUUCAAGAAAAAAAGGAAGAACUGGAAACACUGAAAAGAGAAUUAAAUGAUUCCAGGCAACAGCUUCAACUGGUAGAACAGGAUUUGAAAAAUAAUACAAGACAUCAAGAUGAGUUGCUUAGAGAGCAGGCAGUCCUGAAAGAAGAUAUCCUGGAGUAUUUAAGGAAACGUAAGGAUUGCCAGGAGAGACAGAAAAAGAGAGAGAACCAAUUGCAGCAGCUCCAGAAAGAGAUCAAAGAGAAGGAAACAGAACUGGCCAAACAAGAAGUGAUUCUUCAUCAGCUGAAGCAAAAUUCAGAGCGUGAAGGAAAAAAACUGGAAGAAUGCACUGCUAAGGUGAAAGAUCAGAAAAUACUCUUGGAAAAGGAAUUAACAGAGAAACAAAAGAAACUGGAGCAGGCAAUAGCAAAAAUUAGAGUGGCAGAAGAAAACCUUGGGAAGCUGGAAAAGGAGGAGUCCCGAUGUGCAGCACUUGAAGAAACUGUCAGGAAAAGCAAACAACAGCUCUCAGAAAAAGAUUUACAAUUACAACAGAAAAGCAGAGAAAUACAGUCUCUUCACAAAGAACUGGAAGUCUCCAAGUCUGAGCUAAAGCAUCUCCAGGAUCAGAUUGCAUCAGAGAGGAAAAAAGCUGAAAAACGAAUCCUGAGUCUGAAAGAAGCCAUGAAAAGGCAAAGGAUGCAGCUUGAAAGAAAACUGCAGGAACAAAAGCAUGAAAAUAAUUGUUUGCAGAGUGAUGUAGCAACUGCAGAACAAGCAGCACACAAUAACCAGGAACAAGUUGAGCACCAUAUGAAGGACCUUGGCCAGAUCCAACAGGACUACAGGGAUCUCCAAACCCAGGUUAAAGCUCAGGAAGACCUGGAAAAGUGGCAAAGGGAAAUCCAGAACACAGCAAUGUUGCUUAAACUGGAGGUUGAAGAUGAAAUCAGGGCGGGGUUUAAAUCUUCAAACCUCUGCUCUCUGCAACCAUCAGAAGGUCUGGAAGCAUCAUCUGAAGCUCAGGGUGGGCUGCAGUGUCAGUCUGGUAACUUAGAGACUGCUGUGUUUGCUGCUGCUGACAAAAGGCUCCUCGCAUUGAAAGAAAAAUUGGAUUUUUCUCAAGUCUUCCUAAUGGAUGAGCAGUGGCGUGGAGAGGCUCUGCGGGAACAGCUGCAGCACCAGGAAGAUCGGCUGAAGGCUCAGCUCCAGCAGUGCCUGUCCAAGCAAGUGGAGGUGUUGAUCAGAGGGAAGCAGCAGACAGAGGGCUCCCUGCACAGCCUGAAGCUCCAGGUAGAUGCUCUGGAUGACCUGGUCAGCAGCACUGCUUCAGAUUCCCUGCUUCUGACCCAAAGCUCAAGUCUGGUGUCCUUCCACGAUGCCCUGAAUUUAAGAGAAACACAGGCUACUCUGACACAAGUAGCACACUUCCCCAGCAGCCCAGCAGGGAUUUCCAUGGUGCCCCAGACUCUCCAGUCCUGCUCACGAGGAAUUUCUCAGUGAAUCCCAGAGGGGAGAUCUGGCAGGAGCCCUGGAGCUGAGUCAGGAGCAUCCUGCAGGCACACAGGCAAGGGGUGGGGGUAGCCCAGGUGUGGGUCCUGGAGCCUCUUGUCCUUUUCCAGUGAAAGCCAUUCCUGGGGUUGGUGUUCCAGCCCUUGCUGCUGCUUUGGAGCUGAAAGGUGAAUUUUCACCCUUGGUUACCACCUUCUAAGGUUUCUACCUCACACUUUUAAAAGCCUCUUCUAGAAAGGUUAUUUGCCACCACUAGCAGCCAGCUGGCUGCAGGGCCUGCUCUGUACUGUGUUUUUAAUGAUUAAAUAACUGAGCUUUAUGUAUAUAAGGUUUUUUUUUUUAAAAGUAUUUUAAAUGUGUCCUAAACAACAGCUUCUAUUUAAGUGUUGGUAUUUGUUUGUUUCCACUUUUAAAAUAAACCUUUUAGCAGGAAGUUUACCUGGUGUCAAAUGCAAGGAUGUUUUCAAUACAGUAAUUUUUUUUUUAAUACUUAAAAUAAAAUCCAGUGACUGAG